Messenger RNA from Spodoptera exigua (beet armyworm), 6944 nucleotides. Lineage: Eukaryota; Metazoa; Arthropoda; Insecta; Lepidoptera; Noctuidae. The record is from the annotation of a GenBank genome assembly.
CGGUUUUGUGCAACACUAGCCGGGCGUGGUGAAGUGCGGCUGCGCGACAAUCGCGUUUUCGUUUUCUCAAUGAAGCAAACAAAAUCCAAGACUGAAUUAUGAAUCUCUUAAUAUUAACAUACAUAAUAUGUACAACAGUAUUAGAACUAUGCACAUCACAAGAUUAUGCAUCUCCUACAUACAAUCCAGAUUUCAGUCAGACAAACCCAACAAAUGAUUACCUCAACUCUGACCCAAAGUAUGACAACCCAUAUGAUCCAAACCGGAGAUAUCAAAACCGCAAUCAGAACUAUCCAAACCAACAAUAUGAUCCCAAUCGUCCUUAUGACCCUAAUAGGAGUCAGUAUGACCCAAACAGGGGUCAAUAUGAUCCUACUCGCACCCAAUAUGAACCAGAUCAGAGAUACAAUCAGUUUGAGAACCGGAAUCCAGAUGUGAACUACAAUGUGAAUCAGUACACUCCUGAAAAUACUCCUAGACCAUCCUGGGAUAGCAGCAGGACAUACAGUACUUCUUUUAAGGGUGCUCCUUUGGAACAUGAGAGUGUCAUUAUCAAUGAAGCAACAUACUUUAUAGUAGCAUCCAAGAUGGUGCGGCCUGGCCAAAUAUACAAGAUAUCAGCUAACAUCCUGCAGGCACGCAUGCAGAUGACCAUCAGAGCUUCCAUUUCUUGCAAUGGAGUGGAAAUUGCUGAUGUCAACCAGAGAGUCAAGGAAGGAGUGCCUGAGAUAUUAAAUAUGAGGGUACCUCCAACUACAGUGCCAGGAGAUUAUAAGCUUCGUGUUGAAGGCCUGUACCUGGAUACACCGUUCGGAGGGCGCGCCUUCGUCAACGAAUCUCAACUGAUGUUCUCCAGGCGGUUCAUGACUAUAUUUAUACAGAUGGACAAACCAGUCUACAUGCAGGGACAAACUGUUCGCUUCCGAGUGAUUCCCAUAAACACGGAAUUAAAGGCAUUCGGGCGAGCUAUCGACGUGUACAUUCUCGAUCCUAAUGGCCGCAUCAUGAAGAGAUGGUUAUCCAGACAGAGUAACUUCGGUACAGUGAGUCUGCAGUAUCAAAUGUCGGACCAGCCUCUCUUUGGCGAGUGGUCCAUCCGGGUAGAGGCAUUGGGACAGAUUGAAGAGACGACAUUCCUUGUUGAAGAAUACUACCAGACCAGAUAUGAGGUCAACGUAACGAUGCCAGCGUUCUUCUUCAACACGGAGCCGUUUAUUCACGGCCGCAUUAUGGCGAACUACACAUCAGGUGCGCCGGUGCGAGGCAACCUGACGCUGAAGGCGACCAUCCGGCCUAUUCCGCAGUACCGGCCCAGGUACUACACCCAGGGACAGUUCAAUAACCGAGGACAGUUUGGAGUCCCUGCCGGGUAUGGAGGCAAUCAGUAUACUAGAGUUCGUCAAAACUAUCCAUUCAACAAUGGCUAUAGCAAUGGUUACAAUAAUGGCUACAAUGACACCAACUACCAACAACAGUAUGACAACAACUAUGGACAGUCGUAUAUAGACGAGUAUGGCAGAGUUGUGAACAAGGAGCCGCGCUAUAUACCGGGACAACCCAACCAGUUGGAACAGCCUGACUGGUGGUACGACCCACAGAAAGUGGUUACUAGGAUGUUUAACUUUGAUGAAAAGUAUCCAUUUUGGAUGCCGAAGCCGGACCCGACUCAAUACGCGAUCGAGCACAGCAACAACAAUAACAACCCGAACUACAACACGUACACCACUACGACGACAUACAACAAUUACUACAACAAUCCCUACUACGAUCAGUUGCCUUACUUGAGAUUUUUCAACGGUACAUACGACUUCAAAUACCCGAUGUCGGAGUUGGCCCAACUGGUCCCAACGCUGGACGGCGUGGAGGUGAUCAUCACGGCGUCAGUGGGCGACCCCUUCCUGGACGAGGUCAUCGAGGGCUACAGCAUCGCUAGAAUCUUCAACUCUUCGCUACAAGUCACCUUCCUCGGUGGCACCCCUCAAGUUUUCAAGCCUUCCAUGCCUUUUGAUGUUUAUAUGGUGGUGUCGUACCACGACGGGUCCCCGCUGCCGCGGUGGCAGGCGCGCGGCGUGUCGCUGCAGGUUCACGUCGUCGUGGAGGGACGCGGCGGCGCCGUGGAGCCCCAGCAGCCCACGCUCGUGCCCGGACACGACGCCGUCUGGCAUCUCAAGCUCGACCUCUACAAGCUGCUGCGUCUUCAAUCGGACCCGAAUUACAGAGAAGUUCUGAAUAGUGUGACGGGCGUGCGCCUGAGUGCGCAACUAGUGGACGCCGUGGGGUCCCACGCCUCCGCCGACGUACACUUCGUGGCACACUACAGCGCCAACAACCAACACAUCCGCAUCGCCACCUCCACCACCGACGCCAGGGUGGGCGAGUACAUAAUCUUCCACGUACAAAGCAACUUCUACAUGGAGUCGUUCAACUACGUGGUCAUGUCCAAAGGUAUCAUUCUCACUAGCGGACAGGAGAUCAUGCAGGAGGGUGUCCGUACGUUCGCGGUGACGGUAUCAGCGGAGAUGGCGCCGGUGUCCACGGUACUGGUGUGGAGCGCCGAGCGGAGGGGACAUGUACUCGCUGACUCAUUGACCUUCCCAGUCAACGGCAUCUCCAGGAACAAUUUCACAGUGUUCAUAAACAACCGCAAGCACCGCACGGGCGAGCGCGUCGAGGUGGCCAUCUACGGGGAGCCCGGCGCGUACGUAGGGCUCUCCGCCAUCGACAACACCUUCUACACCAUGCAGGCCGGGAACGAACUUACUUAUGCCAAGGUGAUAUCAAAGAUGUCUCACUUCGAUGAGUCUACUAAUGGUACAUUCGCGUACACGUGGCGCUCCCACUUCGGCGACGCAGACGACCUCGUUUACUUCCCAUCUUCCACCUUCGGUAUCGACGCCAACAGGACCUUCGAGUACGCGGGGCUGCUGGUGUUCAGCGACGUGUCGGUGACGCGGCGGUACAGUACGUGCAACGUGUCGCAGGGCUACGGCGAGUGCCUCGAGGGGGGCUGCUACCCCCUCACCAAGCGAUGCGACGGAGCCUACGACUGCCCCGACCAUACCGACGAGUCCAACUGUGAAAAUGACUUCCACAAGUCAUUCGAGCUGACCCAUUUCCGCAAGUUCCGAUUCAACCGCGUGCAGAGACAGUAUGACAAUGUUUGGCUCUGGAGGGACGUGAACAUCGGGCCACACGGACGAUAUGUCUUCACCGUCGAUGUUCCACAGAUACCAGCUCACUGGAUAGUGUCAGCGUUCAGUAUGUCGCCCAGUCUUGGUUUGGGUAUGCUGACGGAACCUAAGCAAUACGUAGGCGUGCUGCCGUUCUUCAUAAAGGUGGAGGGUCCGGCGUCGUGCCGGCAGGGCGAGCAGGUGGGGCUGCGGGUGGUCGUCUUCAACUACCAGCCGCAGGACAUCGAGGCCGUCGUCGUACUCUCCGCCUCGCCAGACUACAAGUUCGUGCAUGUCGAGGAGAAUGGCAUUGUCCGGUCGUACAACCCGCGCACGUCGUUCGGCGAGCACCAGUUCUUCGUGUACAUCAGCGCGGGGGACGCGGCCACCGUGUACGUGCCCGUCGUGGCCACGCGCCUCGGGGACGUGCACGUACGCCUGCACGCCGCCACGCUCAUGGGACAACACCACUAUGUCAAGAAGAUCAACGUACAGCCGGACGGUCUUCCUCAAUACCGUCACCAGUCAGUUCUGUUGGACCUUUCGAACCGAGCGUACGUGUUCCAAUACAUGCACGUUAACGUGACGGAGACCCCGAUCAUCCCGUACGAAGUGGACAGGUACUACGUGUUUGGCUCCAACAAGGCGAGAAUAUCUAUCGUAGGUGAUGUCGUCGGACCUCUCUUCCCGACUAUGCCUGUUAACGCUACCAGCUUACUACAUUUGCCUAUGGACUCAGCUGAACAGAACAUGUUCAGUUUCGCGGCGAACAUGUACCUGACGCUGUACAUGCGUCUCAUCAACCAGCGGAACAGGACCCUGGAACGCGAUGCCUUCUACCACAUGAACAUACUGUACCAACGACAGCUGUCUUUCAUGAAGCCUGACGGGUCCUUCAGCUUGUUCAGGAGUGAUUGGAACCAAUCUGCAUCAAGUGUAUGGUUAACCUCAUUCUGCGCGAAAAUAUUCCAAGAUGCGUCGUUCAACGAGUGGGAGAACUUUAUUUACAUCGACCCUGAGGUGAUAUCAAUGGCGGUAUCAUGGGUGUUGGACCACCAAACUCCGGAAGGUGCAUUCUACGAAGUCACAUGGCUACCCAACAGGAACGACAACGCUACCAUCGUGGUGCCCAAGAACAGCUCGCUGUAUAGGGAAGCCUUCAGCAAUACUGGAUGGCACGAUCCUAGUGCUAUAGAAGUAAACGAUUCUAUAAUAAUGCAGCGAAACAUCACAUUGACUGCUCAAGUAGUUAUCACAUUGGAAACUGUUAAAAACCUCAAGGACAUUGGAGUGAGAGAGGGGCUGAGCGCGCGCGUGUCGUCGGCGCAGCAACGCGGCGUGCGCUGGCUGGAGCGGCAUCUGCGCGUCCUGCACGACCACGGCGACCCCUACACGCUCGCGCUCGUCGCGCACGCGCUUACAUACUCCAAGGCGCCCAGCUCCGAGCACGCCUACCGACUGCUCAAGCGACACCAGCGGUACGAGGGUGGUCUAAGUUACUGGGGCAAGGAGCCAGUACCGCAGCCUCCUUACAAGAUGGAGAACCAGAAACCCUUCCUUCUGCCUCGCCUGCCGUACAAGUACGACUCCAACAACAUCGCGGCUACGGCGUACGCGCUACUAGCGUGUAUGGACCACCAGGACAACAACGAGCCUAUCGUCAUGUGGCUCAACUCGCAACGAUUGCAAGAUGGCGGCUGGGCUUCCACACAGGACACGUACAUAGCUCUGCGCGCCCUGAUCGAGUACACGAACCGCAAGCGCCUGCGCGACGUGUCGUCCCUGACCGUGAGCGUGGACGCCGUGGCCCUCGCCGGGGACACCCGGACACUGCACGUCAAGAACGACAACCUCGCCGUCAUGCAGUUCAUUGAUAUCCCAGAAGCGUGGGGCACGGUGAAGGUGACGGCCCGCGGCGCCGGGUACGCGAUCCUGCAGAUGUCGGUGCAGUACAACGUGGACAUCGCGCGCUUCCAGACGCCGCCGCCUGUCAACUGCUUCUCCCUCGUCUCCUCGCACCACUUUUACGGAAGAAAUCAGUCGCAUAUCGAGUUCCAGGGUUGUGCCAGCUGGACGUUAACCCAAGAGUCGCCUCGAUCUGGUAUGGCGGUGCUGGAAGUAGGCGUGCCGACGGGCUACAUGAUACAGCAACAAAAACUCGACGCAUACGUACUGGCGCGCAAGGUGCCCACUCUGCAGCGAGCCAAGUAUCUACCUACUAAGAUACUAUUCUACUUUGACUAUUUGUCUGAGGAGCCGACAUGUGUGAACUUCACAAUAGAGCGCUGGUUCCCGGUCGCCAAUAUGUCUCGAUACCUACCAAUGCGUGUCUAUGACUAUUAUGCUCCUGAACGAUUCAACGAAAGUAUAUUCGACGCCCUGCCGACAUAUCUCCUGAACAUUUGCGAAGUGUGUGGUUCCUCCCAGUGUCCAUACUGCGCUAUCUACAAUAACGCGCGACGUUUGGCGCUCGCAACUCCAUUACUCCUCAUAGCCAUUGCCGUAACCGUCGCACGCUACAUACGACCACAAGUCUCUCUCUAUGGAAUCUCAUAGGUAUGUACAAGCUAUUAUUUUAUAGAUAUUCGAUAAAAUAUGGAAUUGAAUACCAAAACUGUACGCUUUAUUAACAGAAUAUCUCUAUUUUUGCCCGAAAAGUAUGUAUGUAAGGAUUUUUUGAUACCAGUGACCUUAUUAUUUGUAAAAUUAUUACUCUUCUUGUCCCAGGGGCAAGUUCAAGGGGUCAUAAUUGUAUGUGAUUUCAACAAUCAUUCUGUUAAUAGGCCAUUUUAAUGUUGCAAGCAGCUAACAUUCAUUGUGUAGAUAGAAUAAUUAAUUAAUUAAUAAUUAAAACAUUUUAGAGACAAAAUAAAAUCAUAAAUGAUUUAUUUUUAUUUUAUAACAAUUAUUUGCAUGUUGACUAAAAUGAUAAUCUAAAAGACAAUAGUAUGAGUGAUAGAUGAUAAAACGGAUAUUGAAUACGAGUAUUUUAGGGCAUAUGUAUGUAUUUCUUAAUCACUCAUAAAAUCUGAGCAGCUAUAUAAAACUGAAUGCAUAACAGCAAAUUCGAGAUGAAUAAUUUUGUAAGCUAUGUGUCAAAAAUUACACAAAAAUAUUUUGAACAGUACUGGCAGCUGCGUUUUAUUCAAUAAGAUUAAAUUCUAUCGGUAGCUAUAAGCCACUGAAGCAUGUAUAGAUAAAAUAAAGUAAAAGCAUUCUUUAUUUGGUACUAUCUGAAAAAUAGUAUUAAGAAUGCCAAAAGUGAGACUGCUACAGCAUUCGCUAUUACAAAACACGAAAGUUGUUCCAAGGGCACCUAUCUAUGAUCCAGUAUUGCGACCUGGGUUCCAUACUAACCACCGUUUAGAUAUAAAUUGUAAUGAAAUAAAGAUACCUAAACCAGUUUAUUUGUAAGGAAAACGCCUGAUACUCACAACUGCUUUGUAGUUAAGGAAAAACAAGUUUUAAUCCUUUUGCCACAAUUAAGUUGUAUUUGUUACUAAAAUAUAUUAUAUAGGAAUUUGAACGAUUGCUAUAAAUCAAACUGCAACUCAAGAAACAAAUACACAGGUCUUCCAAAAUAAUUCAAUUGCACUGCUUAUAAACUGGUAAUAUCCCCAUUCCAUAAAGUAUUUUAAAUAACUUGUCAACCUCAAUUCCUUUCUCCAUUCCAAUUUAGUGUUAGUUAAGCAAGUGUUCAUCUUAGUUUAAGCAAAAACAGACAUGUAUUGUGGUGUUGUAAUUAUGUGUGCAUUGUCUAUUUAUCAGCUGAUG